AUGGUAUACCCUUACGAUCCUGUGCGCGAGGCGCAAAAAAUGAACACCGGCCGGUACCUGUCCACUCCGGAGGGCCGACCUUACGAUCUCGACUCCCCCUCUUCCUCGAAUACCUCUCUUGAUGCGCUGGCUGGUCCAUAUGCGUCAGAGGCGAGCUAUCUGCAGUACGCAUACAACGAGUGGCACGAAUGGCACACAACGGCAGAGACCAAGCACGACACUUCACGCACUCUCGCACACGCCCCUUUCCAUGUUGCGCCGCAUACGCUUCAAACUCCCCCUCACUACCUCCCGCCGCUCGAAGACCUGACAGCGGCGCUUCACUAUCGAUCCAAUGCCCCUGCGCCACACGUCAACGCUGAGGCAGGACCCUCCAGUCAAGCUGGUGACACGGCAGUGUUUACCCCGACCAACCUAUGUGCCUCGAUACCUACGCCUGAUCCUCCUCAAUCUAAGCCUGGUACUGACUCGCCCAAUGAUGGUUAUGAGGUCUCCGAAGGUUUUGUAUGCGGUGAUUAUGUCGACAUCAAUGCUUCGAGGGGUGACCCGCUUUUCUCGAAGCUAAAAAAUUGGGAGUUUUCUUGGGGGCGCCUGAACUACGAGUUGGAGGGACGCAGCGACGCGGACCAAAUAAUUUCACCGAUGGAGGUGGUGAUGAAUGAGGGAUCGGGCAAGCUCGCGCCACUCGGCGCACUGCGGCGACAACCGACUUUGUUGAGCUUCUUCCCAACUCAGUCUUUUCCAGUACCAUCCAGGGAUAUGGUCCACUCGGCUUCUUCCUCGACAAUACCUCUCCUACCGGAUCCAUCCUCCUCUUUCCCUUCACCAUCUGCCCUUCCACCUCUUGCCUCACCCGUCGCAUGUUCCCACGAACGCAUUCUCAGGAGCAAUGUCUGCGAUGCGCGCAGCAUUCCGCAGGACGACGAGAUCUGGCGGAAGGAUGGGAAACGCAAGAGGGUCAUCUCCAUCCAACAUGCAUCCGAGGACGCGAGGCCUACCAAACGCGCGAGGGGGACUUCCGCGAUAACCCUUCGGAUUGCUCCAACACCCUUCGGUCUUCAUCACAAGGGCAAGGAGGCGGAAGAUCCCGCUCAACCCGCUCGUACCCGCGCCGUUUCACAACAACCGUUACGCCUACAUUUACGGAUUCCCCCCCGCCCCGUGUGCACGCCGAGGGGCGAAAAGAGGAACGGUCUGGCGCGGCGGUCUGACGCACCGCCCAUCAACCUCGCCCCUGCACCUCGCCGACGCAACCUGCGACCGCGCAAAGCCAACUUUACGUACGCGGGGAUGUGCUAG
Molecule: messenger RNA, 1299 nt
Organism: Peniophora sp. CBMAI 1063
Lineage: Eukaryota; Fungi; Basidiomycota; Agaricomycetes; Russulales; Peniophoraceae
Source: the annotation of a GenBank genome assembly